This is a messenger RNA of Musa acuminata subsp. malaccensis (wild Malaysian banana), 3338 nucleotides long. The record is from RefSeq and is a predicted model, not a curated record. NCBI's taxonomy places the organism in Eukaryota, Viridiplantae, Streptophyta, Magnoliopsida, Zingiberales, Musaceae.
AGAGAGAGAGAAAGAUAAAGAAGCAUAUUGCAAGAUUAUGCUCCAGAUAAAAAAAAUCAGCUAGUUAUCUUUUUGCUUGGGCCCAAAUGCAUUAGCUAAGUUUCCUUGUGGAUUGGGCAUCUGCUUCAAAAGUUCUCUUUAUUCUUCUGGAUAUUAACAAGUUUUCUUCAGAUGAGACAUGAGGGAUUUGAGUCGUAGUGCACUGAUCACGGACUCAAAGUUACAUUCUCAAUUCAUUCACGGAGUAAUCUGAAGCUGAAAAACUAGAAGCUACGUAUUGCAAGGCAGAUAAUUGGAUGAUGCUGUGAGUCCCAUGAGCUCUUCGUCUGUUGUGACCGUCCUCAGCUUGUCUUGUCAGUAUGACAGCUCCUGUUCUGCUAGCUUUUUCAGAACAUGGGCGGGCCAUCCCCACGACGAGCUUCUUAAUUGACCUUCACCAGCAAUCAUUAUUAUUGGAUAACUUUGUCUCGUGGGGAAGAGAUCAGAGACUCAUUGUUUUCAUCUCAAGAAAAAGAUGCCAAUUGUUCGAUUCCUUGAUGAACAAGACUGUUUCCUGCAUGCAUGUCAAACUUUUUCUCCUUUUGCCAGUGCCACAGAGGAAAUGAUGGAGUCAUCGACACUGAAGGUAGUCUUACAAAGACCACAAUGUAGCUGCUCCUCCGGUUCAUGAUUUUGAGGUGUGUGUGUGUGUGUAUGUAUCUCUUUUAUUUUGAGAUUGCAGCACCAAAGUGUUGUUUACGAGCAACAAGGACCAUCAAAAGCAUAAAAGCCAAGUUGAUGCUCACAUGCCACAGAUGGUUGUGCAUCGAGCUUGUGAUCGAGCUGUUGCAUUUUUAAUCCACCUUGUUGGUGAAUGCAAACAGUGGAUGAUGUGCUUUAUUCACAUGAUGCCUCUAUUUAAGUACAGGAACAGAAGCAAUUAUAUUUAGGAUGAACACAAUGGGGCAAAAUGCCGUCUUUUUCGUUGGUAGCAAAUGUGUUUGUUAUUUUCCCCCCUUUAAUUUCUAUUAUCCGACUUCUGAAGCCAUUACAUAUUCCCCACGAUAGCAGUGCGAUGGCGCCAAAUAAGUUAUGCCUGAUGGGACGAUCCACCGCGCAGACACAAUUCCCGGAAGUUGCCGCUCCGGCGAGCCGCUCUCCCAAGACCAUAACGCUGCGUCCCUCCUCCGAUUCCCUGCCCGGACGAGCUCGCUACCUCCGCCGUCAAAUCAAGAAGCCUCCUUUCUCAGGUGGGAGGCGGAGCUUCCCCGUCACUCCCCACUUGAGUUGGAAGCUGGACGAUGCGGAACGGUUGGUGCGGAAGCCUGAGCAGGUCGGUCCGAGCGGAGAAGGUCGACGGGAUGACAAGAGUGCCGCAGGAAGGCUGUUGACUGGAUUAUCGGCGAGGAAGCUCGCGGCGGCGUUGUGGCAUUUUCAGGCGGCAGAGGUUAGUGGUGGCGGGCGGGAACGCCGGAGAGCUCGGCUAGGGUUGGAGCCUGAUCCAAGGAAUCUUCGCCUUCCAAAUGUCUGUCAUCAUGAUAGAACAGGCCUCCUCGGUAGCAUCAGUAAUGAGCUUGUUAGUUCUAUCUCAUCCGACCCGAAAGCUACUUCACGGAAGCUCGAAGCAUCUGCUUCAUAUCUCAAUUUGGCAAUGGAGAAAGCAACAAAAUGGGAGGCUGGGUGCUUAAGGUCUUCGGAUAAGGUUUAUCACAAUGAUGGUCACCUAAAGCUUCCCAAGGAUUGGCUGACGACUACUUCCAUCAUUUCUAUUCUUCAGGCAGAGCUCAAGCAGGCUCGUCACCGCAUUAAUGAGCUUGAAAAUGAGAGACGAUCUGCCAAGGAAAAGCUGAAUCACUUCUUGAGGAAGCUUGCGGUUGAGAAGGCUUCAUGGCAGAAUAGAGAGAGUAGAGAGCAUGAGAAAGUUCUGAACAUUAUUGAAGUCAUCAAGGAUGACCUCAGUAGAGAGAGGAAAGGUCGGAAGAGAGUGGAGAUCAUGAAUUCCAAGCUUGUACAUGAGCUUGCUGAGGCCAAGUUAUUAGCAAAGCAGUACUUGCAAGACUAUGAGAAGGAGAAGAAGGAACGUGAGCUCAUUGAGGAGGUAUGCAAUCAGUUUGCAAAGGAGAUCGGGCAUGACAAAGCUGAAGCAGAAUCUUUGAAGAGAGAAUCUACAAAAAUCCAGGAAGAAUUGGAUGAAGAGAGAAGGAUGCUGCAGAUGGCAGAGGUUUGGCGUGAAGAAAGGGUACAGAUGAAACUGGUAGAUGCAAAACUCAUGCUCGAGGAAAAGUAUGCAGAGUUGAGCGAGCUUCAAGCAGAUCUAGAUGCAUUUCUCAGAGCACAUUCUGAUUCUAAUGGAAAUAUGUCAUUGCUGAAAGAAGCUGAGGCGUUUAGAGAGGCGGCCAGCUUACUGAAGUUCCAGGACAUUAAGUUCCAUUACCAGCCUCCUCCAUCUUCAGGGGAUAUCUUCUCUAUCUUUGAAGAACUCCAGCCAAGAGAAGAAACUAUUGAAAGAGAGAUUGACCCAUGCUGUGGUUACAGCCCUGCAAGUCAUGCCUCCAAAAUCCACACGGUGAGCCCUGAAACUGAUAUCUUUCUGGAAAAUCCAAUGAAGAUGAGAGAUGAGGAUCACAGCGACUUGGAGUCCAUGAGCUAUGCUGAGGGGCAGGGUUCUUGUAAUUCUCCAGAGGCCCACGAAGAAAGCGUUGCAUCAGUUAGUGGAACUGAUUGUGAUAUGAAAAGAGAUAAUGACAGCUUAAACAGUGAAAUUAGCGAAGUUUGUUCAAGAACCACCAGGCAAUCCAGGAAGGUGUCUUCUAUAGGUAGGUUUUGGAGGUCAACUUGUACAAGCAAUGGCAACAAGAAGAAAUUUUCAGUAGGUUUAUCAAAUGAGAACCUAUUGAGAGGUCGGAUGUUGAAUGCCACUCUGUCUCCUGACAUGAAUUCAGGUGAAGUUUGCCCAAGCUCACCGAGUGUGGGGCAAGAGUGUUCCUCUAAUUCGAUAAACUCUCAUAUCAGCAGAGGAACAGAAGGUUGCAUCGAAUGAGCAAGGGAGGCAAAGAAUCACAGUUUGAAGGCUAAGCUUCUCGAGGCAAGAAUGGAGAACUGGAAGAUUCAGUUGUGCGACGUUAUGAAACAUAAUUCUUAGGAUGAACAUUGAUCUCCCAAUGGAGAUUGUACUCUCAAUCAAGCUGGUUGAAUUUUGUCUUUAUAGUAGUACUUGUAUCAUAUCUAAAACACGAGUACCAGAGUGUGUGUACGUAUUCCAUGGAAAGUCACUACCACAACUUAGAUUGCAGUUGAAUGAGAAUUCAUAUCUAAAACAUGAUGUAUAAAUAUUCCAUGGAAAGUCACUAUUUGCGGCU